This is a messenger RNA of Maudiozyma barnettii, 2733 nucleotides long. It is a transcript of the gene BNI4, whose product is annotated as Bni4p. Gene Ontology annotation, biological process: actin cytoskeleton organization. The transcript has a single exon. Bases 1 to 2733 code for a protein of 910 amino acids. NCBI's taxonomy places the organism in Eukaryota, Fungi, Ascomycota, Saccharomycetes, Saccharomycetales, Saccharomycetaceae. The record is from RefSeq and is a predicted model, not a curated record. Gene Ontology annotation, molecular function: actin binding.
AUGACAAACCAUGAUAAGGAGUUUGAAGCUUCCGAUCUUCUGAACAGUUCUUUCUACUCCUCUAAAUCUAUCAAUGCUUUGGAACAUUCUCGAACUUUUAGAAACUCAUUGCUAUUAAAGGAGAUGUCAGAUAAUUCAUUGAAUAUGUCUGUUAGUUCCAUGCAAGAUAUGAACAAUAGAAAACGUUCUCCUACAAAAAUAAAUGAUGCUAAUACUACUAAUUGUUUGAAUUCUUCAGAACCUGGAAGCAAUUCAAGGAAAGAUGAAGUACAGACUGUAAAUAUGACUACUUCGCCUUCAUUGAGUGCAUUAUCUGAGAUUUUAAAUGAAAAAUCCAAAAAUGCUGAUAGAAUGAUGAGAACGAGUAGGAUUUUCGAGAAUUCGAUAGUAGAAGAAGAGGAGGAGGAGCCAGAAGAGAAUCAAAAUAUAAAAGAAACUGUUAUGGUUACAUCCUCUCCAAAUUUAAUUGAUAUAGAUGAUUCUCCAAAUGGAAUGCAAUUUUCUAAUGUGAAUUUAAAUACUACAGCAGAACAACCAGAUUUCUUGACAACUCCAAAAGUGGAACAGAGUAUUCCGAGACAUCAAUUACCAAAUUAUACAAUCCCAGAAACUUUAAAUGAAUUGGAGGAAAUUGAAACCGAGCAAACUGUAGUAGACGAUAAUAACAAUAAUAAUAAUAAUUACAACAAUUACAACAAUUACAACAAACGUCAUAGUGUUAGUCUCGCAACUGCAGGUAAAGAAGUUCCAUCUCCCAAAAAAUAUAUGAAUUCCAAGAAGACUUCGAUGGAAUCACAAAAGAAAGUUGAGCAUGUCGAGGAGGAGAAACCUUCUCAAAAUACAUAUGCAGAAAUAAUGAAAGGCGUAGCGUCUAAACAAAAUCAACAGCAUAAUUCAAAGAUUGAAAUGAAAAAGACUAGAUUAUAUAAACAGGAUGCAGUUAAAAAGAAUACCGAAAAUAGGAAAUCAACUCCUGCUGCCCCUACACAGAAGAAGAAGAAAAGUAUAUUUUCAUUUUUGAAAAGGAAAAAUUCAAGGUCCAUCUCUGAAACUAUCAAUGCCAACUCUGCUAAUACUGAUAAAGAAUUGGAUAAAGGAAUGCCAACUUCGGCAACAUAUUCUCACAUAUCGUCCCAUAGGGAAGAAGAACCUGAGCCAACUGAAAAAAUUUCGAAGAAAUCACAUAGCAGCAAUUCUUUAUUUAAUACUUUACGCAGGAAAUCUAUAGUACCAGAUACAUUAAAUGUUCCAAAUGCUCAAACAGGAAAAGAUGUAGAUGUUCCAACUACUAAACAAGUUUCGGAUGUAUCCAAUACUACCGAAGGAAGUUUGCUUUCCGCAACAUCAACACCAACGAAACCUGACUCAACAACAAUUGCAUCAUCUACGGCAUCUCCACAGAAAUCUAUAGAUAAACCGCUGCAUAAUAAUAAACAGAAUAAAAGGAAUCCGACACCUUUGAAUUUUGAAAAUACAUUAAUUGCUUCUUCAAAUGAUACCAAACUGGUGAAGGAAUUGCCAAUUAUACCUAAUUUUGAUGCUCCUAGUUUUCCAGAUAGUUCUCAAAAGAGAGAUUCUGGUGAGGCUUUCUUUCCAAAAUUGUUAGAUGCCGAUGAAAUUGAUUCGAUUGUAAAAAUUGAAAGAAAUAGAUCUCAACGUUCAGGAAGUUUAAGGAGAAUGUCAAUUGAUACAUUAUCUGUUCAUGCGCAAAGUGAAGGUAUGGUCGUCACUACUGCGUCAGAUAUUAUUUUAUCUACACCUGAUCUCUCAAAGAGUCCUGCAAGUAGUAUUUUAAGAAGUGGGAGAUUUGAUAGAAUAGAUGCAUAUCCUUCGAAUAAUUUGCAUUCGGAUAUUGAUGAUGCUUUUGACGUUGACGUUAUAGAAGAUAACCAGAACUUAUUAGCCUCUGUCGAGGAAAAAUUAGAUCAACUAACAAAUGAUUAUAGAAAAGAAAAUGUAUAUGACUCUCAAAUUCAAAAAGAUCUUAAGCAAACAAAUAUUACAAACGAUGAUGCAAAUGACGACCCUGAAUUGAUGAGUGAUAUCAUGGAGUUCGCAGAUCUCAUAAAUUUCGGCGAAGGUAUUGAUCUGGAUAUGGAUAUGAAUCAAAAUAAUAAAAAUCCAGAAGAUUCAUUUAGAUCCACAUUAGCUCCAGCUUACAUUGAUGUUGAUAUUGCAAAAGAAGAUCCAGAAGAAUCUGAAGGAUUAUCAGAUGGAGGUUAUGAUCAUUUUAUUUCCUCAGAGCAAGAAGGUUUGGGUAUCCAAAUGAACCAAGACGAGUAUGACAAUUUCGAAAUAAAUAAUGAUGAUUUUGAUCAUGAAAAUUUCAAUGACAUUAUUGAAGACCAUGGCAUGGAUGAUAUUGUUCCUCAAAGAAAACACAAUGUUUUAGAUUCAGAUUUCGAAAGUAACGAUAGACCUAUCUCCAUGUCAUUCAGGGGACUAACUGGUCCUUCAUUGAACUCUACGAUAAUGGUUGACUCAAAUGAGCUUCAAGAGGUUGCUACAAUAGAAAAUGAACAAGAAGAACAAACUAAAGGUUGUGUUACGUUUUCUGCAAGUAUAAUAUUAUAUGAGACAUAUGGUGAGUUUGAAUAUGAUAGACAUCCGGAUAUAGGAACUUGUAACCAACUGACACCUCAAUUGGCUCAAAUGAUUAAGGUAGAAUUGAAUGAAUUGAAGAACAACAUGGAGGUUCAUGAAUCUUCAAAAUGUUACACGCAGUAUUUUUAG